GAAAGGCACAACUAAAGCAUUUGGGAGAUUACCUCAACGAGUUUUAACAAAGACCAGAAUUCGUUCAGCAACGAAGGAUUACCAAUUUGAUGAUAUAUAUAGUCAAUUCAAUGAAUUAACGAAAAAAACCGAAAAAUUCCAUAUUGAUGCUGUUAAAUUUCGAGAUAAUUUAACUGAAUCAUUAAAUCAUCAAGUAAAUAUUGCCGAGAUCUUGAUUACUUUAUAUGAUCCAAUUAAAGGUAGUGAAGAAGGAGCAGUUACACGUCGACAGAAAACUCCUGUUAAAUCAAUGAAAGCAGUUGAGGAAUAUGAAGCGGCAGUAAUUGAAGUUAGAGAAUUGAUAUUACCGGAAUUGGAUACGCUUGAUGUUACAGUUAUUAGUCCAGCUAAAGAAUUUUUGAAUAUUAUAAAGAUGAUUAAAAAAACAAUAAGUAAACGUGAUCAUAAAAAAACGGAUUAUGAUCGAUUUCAAACUAAUUUGAAAAAACUACAAGAUAAAAAGGAAAAAUCAUCGAGUGAAGAAAAGCAAAUGUUUAAGUUAGAAGAACAAUUUUCUCGAGCCACACAAGAAUAUGAUCAUUACAAUAAUUUGCUUAAGGAAGAACUUCCACUUUUUUUCGAAUAUAGAAGUGAAUUUAUUGAACCUGUAUUUGAAAACUUUUAUACUAUACAAUUAAAUGUUUUUACAAUUUUAUUUGAACGACUUGAACUAUUAGUUGAUAAUACUGGAGAAUAUUUUGAUAUUGAAACAGAUAUAAUAGAAGGAUAUGAAAGAAAAAGAGAAGAAAUUGAUCCUAAAAUAGAAUUAUUGACUGUGAUUAAAAAAGUUGGAAAGAAUACUUCAAGUAACACACCCAAGAGUAGUAGUAGUAGCAAACUUAAUGUUCCUCCUUCACAUGAUUCAAUGCGUUCCCGAUCACCUAAUUAUCUCAACUCAAAUAAUGCUGCUUCUUAUAGUUCACUAAAAAAAGGAUAUGAUUAUGAAGAAGAAGAACGAGAAGAAGAAUGUGAAGAAUAUGAAGAAGAAGAACCACCUCCACCUCCAGUUCCAUUUACAGCUCCUAAACCUAAACCUAAAAUCGUACGUAAUUAUGUAAUUGCAUUAUAUGAUUAUGAUGCGCAGGCAGAUGGUGAUUUAUCGUUUAAAAAAGAUGAUAAGAUAGAAGUAAUCGAACGAACUCAAAAUAUUAAUGAUUGGUGGAAAGGAAGACUAAAUGGAACAAUUGGUGUAUUUCCUGCUUCUAUAAAAUGUACUAUUUCUAAAACUGGAUUAAUAAAAUAG
Molecule: messenger RNA, 1282 nt
Organism: Diversispora eburnea
Lineage: Eukaryota; Fungi; Glomeromycota; Glomeromycetes; Diversisporales; Diversisporaceae
Source: the annotation of a GenBank genome assembly